AACACUCAUUGGUGCCUCUGGCUUGACGCACACACACUCUUUGCGCACGCAUUCGCACAAACACGCACUGAGGGUGACUUGUAUAGGCAGCCAGCAGUAAGAGGGAGGGAGAAAGGAGCGAUCAGAGACAGAAAGGUACACAGAGAGGAGAGUGGACGACAGAAAGUAAGAGAAGCAGAAAGAGGACGGAGCAUCUCCUGCGCACCUACUCAUCCCUGCAAGCUCACGGAUCUUUAAACUCUUUAAACCCCUCGUCCUUGCUCCAGCGAGAUUAAAACUUUUUUCUAAGAGGCAUUUAAAACUUUUUAUUUUGAUUGGAGUUGUCAGAGACAAGAUUCUUGGAAGACGUUUCGUUUAAUUAACUUUUUUUUUUUUCGUUCAUCGAGAAGUUUUUGAAAAGCAAACUCCUGUAAGCUCCGGUGCUCGACUUAAUUUUUUCCACGUGUCCCCGGGCGUCCCGGUGUCUGACAUAAACGUGUCACCUUUAGAUUUUUGCCUGCAUCAAAGUUCCUGACUUUUUCCACCCCCUACAACAUCAUUUUAAGUCAGAAACAAACACAAACAAGACUGAAAAUGAAAUUUCAAACAUCAGGACCGUGCCCAGUAAAGUGUGAUUCUGGUCCUAAAUACUUAAAUCAUUAAAACAAAGUUAGUUUGAAUGAUUUGAUUAUAAUUUUUAGUUGUGACAUUGAAGGUACCGGUUGUCACAUAACAGCUCACCUGUAGCAUCUUCGCUCACCCGACACUGAUUUGCACUUGUGAGGCAUCAAAACAUAAUUUUGUUACUAUUUUCAGAUAAAAAAAAUUACUUAGAGAGAAAAAAACGCGCUCUGCGCAGUUCAUUCAUUCUAAGAGAAAAGCCGCCCGUUUUCAUUUUAGAGCACUUUGAGGGCGCAUAAAGAAGCGCCGCGCUUUUUUUUAAACGCAAGUAAAAUCUAAAAACAAACAAACAAAAAAAAAAAAAAUCUAAAUCGGGGAUCCACGUUGUUUUUAUCCCAAACAAAGUUUGUUCAGAAAGUCGUUCAGAGAAUCGGUUCUCCAUCACCAUGCUGUUCGACAGUUUCGACCUGGUCUCGGCUCUGGCCACUCUGGCCGCCUGCCUGGUGUCCAUGGCCCUGCUCCUCGCCGUCUCGCAGCAGCUGUGGCAGCUCAGAUGGACGGCCACGCGAGAUAAGAACUGCAAGCUGCCUAUGCCAAAAGGAUCCAUGGGCUUCCCCUUCAUCGGCGAGACCUGCCACUGGCUCCUGCAGGGUUCGGGCUUCCACGCAUCGAGGAGACAGAAAUAUGGAAACGUGUUCAAGACCCACCUCCUGGGCCGUCCGGUGAUUCGGGUGACGGGUGCCGAGAACGUGCGCAAGGUGCUGAUGGGUGAGCACACGCUGGUGACGGUGGACUGGCCUCAGAGCACCGCCAUGCUGCUGGGACCAAACUCACUGGCCAACAGCAUCGGAGACAUCCACCGCAAGAGGAGAAAGGUGUUUGCCAAAGUGUUCAGCCAUGAGGCCUUGGAGUCGUAUCUCCCCAAAAUCCAGCAGGUCAUCCAGGAGAGCCUCCGAGUGUGGAGCUCUAACCCUGAGCCCAUCAACGUCUACAGGGAGAGCCAGAGGUUGUCGUUUACCAUGGCUGUGAGGGUGCUGCUGGGUUUCAGGGUGUCAGAGGAGGAAAUGAGGCAUCUGUUCUCAACUUUCCAAGAUUUUGUAAACAACCUCUUCAGCCUACCCAUAGACCUGCCGUUUAGCGGCUACAGGAAGGGCAUCCGUGCAAGAGACACCCUCCAGAAAAGCAUAGAGAAAGCCAUCAAGGAAAAGCCACUGUGUUCCCAGGGGAAGGAUUACAGCGAUGCGCUGGAUGUCCUGAUGGAUAGCGCCAAAGAGAAUGGCACUGAGCUCACCAUGCAGGAGCUGAAGGAAUCAACCAUCGAGCUGAUCUUUGCUGCCUUCGCCACUACCGCCAGCGCAAGCACCUCCCUCAUCAUGCAGCUCCUCCGCCACCCUACUGUCCUGGAGCGCCUGAGGGAGGAGUUGAGAGCCAGGGGGCUCCUGCACAACGGCUGCCUCUGUCCUGAAGGAGAACUGAGGCUGGACACCAUCAUCAGCCUAAAGUACCUGGACUGUGUUAUCAAGGAGGUGCUGAGACUCUUCACACCCGUUUCUGGGGCCUACCGAACCGCCAUGCAGACCUUCGAGCUAGACGGAGUCCAGAUUCCAAAGGGCUGGAGUGUGAUGUACAGCAUUCGGGACACACAUGACACAGCCGCUGUCUUCAAGGAUGUGGAUGCCUUUGACCCCGAACGCUUCAGUCAGGAGAGGAGUGAAGACAAAGAGGGGCGCUUUCAUUACUUGCCCUUUGGCGGCGGUGUCAGGUCUUGUCUUGGGAAGCAGCUCGCUACCCUCUUCCUUCGUAUCUUGGCUAUCGAGCUGGCCAGCUCCAGCCGUUUUGAGCUGGCCACUCGGCAGUUCCCUCGUGUGAUCACAGUUCCCGUGGUUCACCCUGUCGACGGGCUAAAAGUCAAGUUCUACGGCCUGGACUCCAACCAGAACGAGAUCAUGGCCAAAUCAGAAGAGCUGCUGGGGGCGACAGUUUAAGCGGUGGAGAGCUGAUAAAUGGUGGGGUGGAAAAGGGUGAGUGAUGGAAGUCUUUUUGGACAAAAAUGAAUGAAGAAAAAAGAAAUUGCAGAAUUAUUUUUUAUCUCCACAUUUGUUCUGCCAAGUCGGAGGUUCCCUUCAGACUGAGUGCCGAAGUCUUCAUCUUGUUAUGGCUAGUGAUCAGGACUUUCCUUAACGAAAGGAAGAAGCUGCCAAAAAGUUCUUAAUUAUUCUCUAUUCUGUGUAUUUUUUGAUGAAAUAUACAAACAAAAAUACGUACAAAAAGCUAAGUAAUAUAAUUUGAAAGAGAAGGUGGGUAGUGCACAAAGGGACCAUUGGUGAAAUGAAGUGUUGAAAUUAGAAAAGUAAAUGCAAAUGUGGGAGGGGGUGAGAUGGAUAAAUCAGGGUAUAGGAUGAAAAAUAUUAUAUGCUACCAUUUUGUUUAUGCUUAAUCAAAGUCAGAAAACCAAUUGUCUAGCAGGGUAGGAAAGAUAGAUAUAUAAAUAGGAGACUCCCUGGUAAUUUUGAACCAGUAUUUUUUUAAUAAUACCACCAAAUGCAAAACAAAAUUUUGGGCCAUUUGAUUAAAUUAGUUGUAGUUUCUUUUUCUUUUUUUUUUAAGGUGUUCUCCAUUUAGAGGUUAAUCAAAAUUCAAAGAGUUUUGUAAUUUGCAGAUGCAGGCUAAAUGAUUGUAGCAUAUUAGAUGAUGCAGAUAGGCUAUUUUCACAAGCUAACUGAAUCAAGAUGCAGUUGAAACUUUGAGCUCUACUGGUAGACUGAAGUAUCAAUGCUGGCAGUGAUGGGAAGGGUUGUGCUCAGAAAUGAGGGCUGUAGUUUUGAUAGUGGAGAUGUAUUCAGAUGAUAUUUUUCAAAGGGAUGUAAAUGGGGAAUUUGUUGCUUCCAACAACCUCCCCUGCUGUUUUUCUAGCAUCCUCCUCACCAAAUUUUAGGUUAGCAUUAGCCAUAUUACCUCCCUCCACCCAUGUGCCAUAAAGUGAAAUAAGCUUUUAUCUGAUAAAAGGAUUGUUAAGAAAUACUAGAUGCAAAAAGAUUAAGAACCACGGUGCUUUGAUUAAGGGAUUUUCAAGCCUGAGUAAGAUGAGAAAGAGUGUAUUUGCAAUAUCUCCAGCCUUCUGUCAAAGUUCAUGGCAUCUUUAAUAUAUGCAAAAGGUUUCCUUAUGUGUCAGUGCCCUUAGAUGCCAAGCAAACUUAUUUCUUAAUGCACAAGCAAUAAUGUCCCCAUAAGCCAGCUGGAGGGGAGGUGGAAGAACGUCAGAGGACCUACACCCCUUUCCACUUUGUUCAAUUUAAUCUAUUUCCCGUUCCAAUCACUGUUUGGUCACAUUUAAGCAUUAAAUCAAAUGUACAUGGUUAGGCUUUGGAACCCAACCCCCUUAGUUUAGGAAUCAGAACUACUGGAUUAGGUUUCAGUAAGUCCAAUAAUAACACUAAAAUACCAUUUUCAGUUUGCUUAGCAAAAUCUGACAAAUUAAAAACUGAUUCUAAAAGGUACCUUUUGCAUUUAUUUGUGAUGCCAAGGAUUCUGAAAAAAUAGAAUAUGCUGUCAUUGGAGAGAGAACGGUUUGAAAGGAAAGAGAAACUAGGCAGUCUGAAGAGGAUGUAACAUUAAAUAUUUAUGAGGGAUCAAUGCCAUACAUGCCAUCUUUGUGAUUUAGACUUUCUAAAAACUACUUUAUUGGAUUAAGAUUACAAACCAUGGGUCUUCCUUUGCCAUCCUGAAUUCCAUCUUGAACUUUCUCAAUACCUCUUUCUUUUCUGCAAGCCCACAGGUUGCACAUUUGUAUUAACAUUAAUGUUUCCCAGUAAUGGCAUCCCACACCCUACUAAUCCUGACUGUUAAACUCAGGUGCAGAGUAGAAAUAGUAGAAAGUAAUGAUUAAGCCUCAGCUUAUUAGUAUUUAUCUCAGACAGCAAAUAAAAUCUCUUACUCAGUGCUAUAAUUUUCAAGCUGGACAAAUUUCUUUCCUAAUGACUAGAUUCCUUUCACCACAUAUUCACAUAUUUAUGAUCUUGUCAAUGUUUUUCACAAGGCAGAAAAAAACCAACAGGUAAUUUCUUUUGACACUAUAUAAAAUGAAAGCUAUUGAGUCCUGGUCAGAAGAAACAUGGUUGUAAACUUUCUAAACCUGUGCUUUGAUUUAUAAACUACACUUUCAACUUGCAUUGAGACUAUACUUUCUUGGAUAAUAGCAAGUAUAUAACAGCAAACUUAUUCUCGUGAAGCAGUAAAACUUGUUGGGCUGAAGGAGGAGAAAACAGAGGAAGAAACCUACAUACAUGCUGCUUAAGUGUUGCCUUGUUAUUCUAUUUGUGUUGAUUUUUGUGCUCUCUUUAUUUUCUCGGCUCCCUGGGGAAGGGGCAGCCAUUUUUGAGUUCUGCAAAAGGAGGCAGCACUCUUAGUUGCUACUCCUCCAAUCAACAAGAAUGCAAAAUCAUUUUCUUGGUUUAAGAAACUACAUGAGCUGAAAGAGAUUUACUGCUUGAGGUGAUUGCACAAAUCUGUACUCUGAGUUUCUGUGUUCCAAAACCGAGAGGACAUUUCUGCUCUUCGUUCCUAUAUGGGAAAAGCCUCCAUGACAGAAUUUUGGAGCUUGGUUUAGGAACUUUGGAACAUCCCAGGUUGUUCGGACAGGGUUUGAAGCUCUAAACCGGAGCACAAGAGAAAAGGACCAAUGGGGUUUCAGGGGAAGGGUGCAAGUCACACUCUGAGGACUUUUCUUAUUGGACGAUGCCAUCGUCCAAUAGCAUUCCAGAUGGAUCUGCCUGUGCCACAAGUACAUUAUUUUUUACCGACUACACCACUGAUUUGUUCAUGAUAGAAAAAUAUAAAAAUAGAAUUUUUUUGCUGCUUUUCUUGUGUACAUUUUCUAUUUGAGAGUUCUAGAAUGCAAUAGUUUGUAUCAAAUGAGAUUUGCCAUUUCUUUCCCUUUUUUAUAUAUAAUUUAGCUGAUUAAAAUAUUUUGCAUUUUGUGAAAGAAAAAAAGAUCAUUAAUAGGUUAUAGUGUAUAUUAAUUUGUACAAUAUUACUUAGCAAGCCAUGGGGAAAAUUAGCUAUUUACAUCUACUAAUAACCUAAAAUUAAUGUUAUUGUAUGAUUAAUAUUGUUGUUAUAAGAUAUUUGAAAUGCUAUUUUUUAUUCUAUUACAGAUUUAGAGUUUUUAGCCUACAUGAGAAGGUCUUUGGUAAAUAUUGGAUGUAUUUAGAAUGUUAUGUAUUUCAAUUUAUAUUGUAAACAGUGUUUAAAAUGUUAAUAUUGUUGAUUUGAUUACUGUAAUAAAUAUUUGUUUUGUUAUUCAGACUUAUUAUCACUGCAUUUUAUUUGCUAUUAAUUAUGGAAAACAAAAAGCACUUGCCAGAUAUUUUUAUUUUUAAGUGCCAUGUGACUACACUUCCCUUUCCUCUCACCUGUUGGUUUCUGAACCUGUCUUAUGUCAUUCUGUACAUAUUUGUAUUUCUUUUUACAGGAAGAAAAAUCAUUUAGUUUAAAUAUGAAUGUCAUGUGCUAGUUUUUUCCUCUCCCUUUUUGUUACCAAGAUUGCUACGUGUACUCCUGUAAUAAACUAUAAAGUAAAAAAGUUA
Messenger RNA from Melanotaenia boesemani (Boeseman's rainbowfish), 6185 nucleotides. RefSeq names its product cytochrome P450 26B1 (gene cyp26b1). The transcript is spliced from 7 exons. Lineage: Eukaryota; Metazoa; Chordata; Actinopteri; Atheriniformes; Melanotaeniidae. Gene Ontology annotation, molecular function: heme binding; iron ion binding; oxidoreductase activity, acting on paired donors, with incorporation or reduction of molecular oxygen. The record is from RefSeq and is a predicted model, not a curated record. Gene Ontology annotation, biological process: sterol metabolic process. Bases 1047 to 2585 code for a protein of 512 amino acids.